UUUAUUAAAACAGUGUUAUCAUGUUUGCUGUACCGAGCGGUUCUUUCAUUUAAAAAUAUAUUCUCGCAAAUCCAGAUUGUUAUUGGCUAACAGGAAUAGUUAAUUUAGACAUAUGUAUUCUAUUGUGAUUUUAAUGAGGUACCAUCUUUAAUAUGGAAGUACUCGGACAACUCUGAAGAUGUAUUUGAAACAGUAAACAACUGAACAUUAAAAGAAUAAUAAUUGUUAAUUAGUGGAAACACGUGUUAUCGUCAUGCAAGCUGGAAAUUAUAAAAAUGGUUCCUCUAACGAUCGUCGUACUGAUGUUAGGAACAUUCAUAAGAGUAAGAGGAGAUCAAUGCAAGGAUGUCGAUCAUAGCAAGUGCAUCUGUUAUCUGGAAGCUGCAGAUUACGAAUAUAAGUGCCCACCUUCUUCACAAAAUUAUUUAAUCCAUGCCAAACCUGACGAUUAUUUGCAGAUUGAUUGCUAUGACGUAAAAAAAUUUGAUACUGAGCGAUUGCCCAAUUAUGUUGCCGGAAAUACAACGGACAUUAGAAUCAGAUCUUGUCCUUGGCCAGAGGGCAAUUUCCAAGCUCUAUUAAAAAAGUUUGGGAUUACAGUAGUCGAUACUUUAUAUUUUGAUGAACUCUUCUUGCCACCAAAUUCUUCAGCACAUAUUGUUUCAAAAGAUAUCUUUAAAGGACUAACUCACUUAAGGGUUUUAACCCUAGAUCACGUAUCAAAUAAGCUAGCUGAUGAUUUACUUGCAGAUCUUCCAGAAUUAUCCGAAUUUUUUUUAAAAAGGAGUAACGGAACAAAAGAAUUACCUAAUUUUUAUAUACCUUCAUCGGUAGAGAAAUUACAUAUUGUAGACAACCAGUUUACCAAAGUGCCUAAAAAUGUUUUUCAGAAUUUAACUGGCUUAACACAACUCCAUUUGUGGAGAAAUGAUAUUACCAGAAUCAGAAUGGAUGACUUUAAAGUGCUAAAACGACUAGGUUCUUUGGAACUGAGCAUCAAUUCCAUCAGUGAUAUAGAAGAAGACAGUUUUGCAGAUCUCACCGAACUUAAAACUAUAAAUCUGGGAUAUAACAAGCUACAUAACCUUCAUCCAUUGAUUUUUAAACAUAACACAAAAUUGACCAGUAUCCGAUUGGAACAUAAUCCGUUCUUGAUUCUACCAGAACGCAUAUUUGCAGGUUUUCCAGAACUAUUCUAUAUUAGAAUAACGGAUACCGGUACUGUUGUUCUUAAUGAAGAUAUUUUUGAAAAUUCGUCUCAAAUAACUGAACUGCAUAUAGAUGAAAACAAAAUUCAAGAGUUAUCACCUAAUGUAUUCAUGGGCUUAAAGGAACUGAAGACAUUAAAUUUAAGUAGAAAUCAAAUCAAGUCUCUGCCUGAUAAUUUAUUUUUAGAUUUAGUAGCGCUAAAUGAGCUCUAUCUUGACUUUAAUGGCAUUACUAAUAUUUCCAAGGAAUUAUUUUCGAGAACAAAAAAAUUAGAGACACUCAGUAUAACACAUAAUAAUCUAACGUAUAUCGAUACAGGUGCAUUUGUUCAAUUGAACCAACUGAAAACGUUGGAUUUGUCAUACAAUCAGUUGAUUGUAUUCGAUAUAUUCGAUGUGUCUAUUUCUGCUUUGCUCUCACUAGAAAAACUCAAUUUAAGGAAAAACCAAAUUAGAGAUUUUCCCGAUCUUGGGUCUUUACAAUACCUUCAGAAAGUAGAUGUGAGUUUUAAUCAACUGCAAACUCUUAAGGUUGAAGAUCUUGUUGUGAUCCCCAAGCAAUCGCUACGUUUCGUUGAUUUACAAAACAACAAAAUCGGAGAAGUAGAUUUUGGUAUAUUGAAUAGAACGAAGAGUAAUAUUGAAUUACAAUUCCAAUACGGUUCUUCCAAUAAUAUAUACCCUCAAAUAAAAGUAGAUUUGAGAAAGAAUCCUAUAAUAUGUGACUGCUUAGUCUACAAUUUAGUUCGAUAUUAUCAAAAUGACAUGGAUCCAGUGGUACGCUCACGAAUAGAUCUCAACAUAGAUGGAAUUGUUUGUGACAAAUCUACCUUACUCCAAGACGUACUGGUGUCUGACCUUAAACCAGAUGAUAUAUCGUGUGUUAGCACUUAUGAGAACAUAAGAUGUCCAGAGGAAUGUUUCUGUUUAUGGCAUUAUCGUUCAGAUUCUGCGCAUGUCAAUUGUUCAAAUAGAAAUUUCACGCAGUUCCCAACAUUAAAUAUUACGAAUCACAAAAUCAAACUUGAUUUAGACGGCAACUAUAUCGAAGCUGGCCUUAAUUCUAGUAUGGGAUAUGACAAUGUUACGGAAUUAAUUUUAUCAAAUAAUCGUAUACAUGACUUAAAAUGGAUACCAAUGGGCAUUGAGAAACUCAACUUACAACACAAUAGCCUGACGCACAUUGACUCAGAACUUUUCAAAAUUAUUAAUAGCACAAAGAGUUUAAAGAGAUUGGAAUUGGCUGAUAAUCCUUGGUCAUGUGGAUGCUCUGCUUUUGAUCUGCAACAGUUUAUCCAUAAUCAUCACACCGUAGUAAAUUCAACAGACGUUUUUUGUCAGAAGGAAAAGCAGUAUCUAGUUAAAAAAGCUGACCUGUGUAAAAUAUCUUCAGCUUUCAUUCUGUCAGUAGUAUUCCCGAUUGUAGCCCUCCUGGUUUUAACAAUAGUAACACUUGUAUUAUACAUCUAUUACAGGCAGGAAGUUAAAGUUUGGUUAUAUGCCAAGAAUAUCUGUUUAUGCUGGGUUACUGAAGAAGAGCUUGACGAAGAUAAAGAAUAUGAUGUGUUUUUAAGUUAUGCGCACCAAGACGAAGUAUUUGUCCUCCAGAAUUUACUUCCAGCUCUUGAACCACUCAGAACUUGCAUUCACAUCAGAGAUUGGAAACCCGGUGAGACGAUACUGACAAAUGUUAAUGAUUCCGUUAUGAAUUCUAGAAGAACCUUGGUUGUUCUUUCGAAUAACUUCUUAGACAGCGUUUGGGGCAUACAAGAAUUUAAAACUGCUCAUACUCAAGCUAUUAAGGAAGGUCGUGCUAGAGUGAUCGUAGUGAAAUAUGGCGAACUUGAUAAAAGCAGGUUGGAUGUAGAUAUAGAGACAUAUCUAAAGACCAACACUUACGUAGAAUGGGGAGAACCUUGGUUCUGGAAUAAGUUUAAUUAUGCUUUACCCCAUCGCCGAGAAAAAGGAUGUUGUAAUCCUUUCUGUAAGUCAAAUCAAAAACACGAUAGUAUCAUGUUAAAAAUUGAUGACAAAUUUGAACUUACUAAUCCUCCUGUGAACCACGCAGAAAGUACUCCUCCAGUUGUAACUCUGGACCCGGCCGUACUUAAAAAUCAUCCUUUGAACUUUCAAAAAACUAGUGACUCGCACAUUUCUUCGUCUGAAACUCCAAUAGUUGUUAGUGUGUGAUUGAUAUUUAUCUAGUUUUGUGCCAAUCGAAGAAAUAGUGUAAAUAUAGACUACGACUCAAUGUAAAUAUGUUGUAAAUAUGACGAAAAGUGCUCAUUUAAUUCUCAUCGUAAAAAAAUGUGAACCAUGUACAAAUUUAUUGCAUAAAUAAUAUUAAUCAGCUGACUGUAUACGCUCUGAGCUUCGCUGGUGUUGCUCCUAGCGGAUUACUAAUGCAACUUUCACCGGUAAUUUUUAAAUUUAUUAUUUAAUUGUUAUCGCUUAAUAUUUACAACUCAAAAAGUAAUUAAAUUGUAAUCGAUUUUUUAAAGAUUUUGCUAAUCAUUUUAAAGUUCUAUUAAUGAAUUUCUUACUUCGGAUACUUUCACAAUUAUCGUGUAGAUGGUGCUUAGAUUAAUUUAUAAUUACAUAUAACGAAAUAUUAAAAAAACUUAAAUUCAGUAUUUAAAACGUAAGUAUAUUCAAGGUAAAAAUAUACACCACAGCUUUGACCAACUAAUAUUAUUUCCUAUUAAUGUUUUUAAUUUCAAUGUUUUAAAUUAAUCACUUUGACAUUUAUGUCUAGUUUCCAGUAAAAGCUUACAGACUUGUCACUACUGGCGCUCGCGAAUUUUUAAUUAUCCCCUCUACCUACGAGCUCAUAGCGUAUAUUAGUUAAGUAAAUUGUAUUUUAUUUGCACCAAUUUUACAUUUUUGUUUGUCUGUUUAUACAAACGACCCAUCCUGAAUUUUGUUUGAACUGUGAUAAAUUUUUUAAGCCACUUGAGAAUUUUUCUUUCCGAAAAUUUGUAAACCUUAAAAACAUCACACCUUUGCUUAAAAAUUUCUUUGUAUUCACCAUCAUAUGUUAGUUUAUUUAUGAAGGUACAAAAUGUAAUAUUUUGCGGACGACAGUUCUAUUCUGCAAUAAAUAGAGGUCGACGGUAGUUCUUAGAUUCUUAACUAUUUUAAGUUAGCAAUUGCAAAAUACUGACAUGUUUUGUACACACUAAUAAACAAAUAAAUAAAUGAAUUGAAAAGAGAA
This is a messenger RNA of Diabrotica virgifera virgifera (western corn rootworm), 4422 nucleotides long. RefSeq names its product protein toll-like. Gene Ontology annotation, biological process: immune response; toll-like receptor signaling pathway. Gene Ontology annotation, molecular function: protein binding; transmembrane signaling receptor activity. The coding region runs from base 276 to 3398 and encodes 1040 amino acids. Gene Ontology annotation, cellular component: membrane. The record is from RefSeq and is a predicted model, not a curated record. The transcript has 6 exons. Lineage: Eukaryota; Metazoa; Arthropoda; Insecta; Coleoptera; Chrysomelidae.